GUGUCUAAGCAAAGAAUGUUUUUCUCCGUGGACUCUGUAUACAGUGUAACGGUUACAUACAUUAAAGCAAAUGGAGAAAGAAUCACUGCAACAGGGAAAGAAGGUGACAAUCUACUUGAUAUAGUUGUCAACAAUAACGUUGAUUUAGAAGGAUAUGGUGCCUGUGAAGGAACCCUGUCGUGUUCCACGUGCCAUCUGAUAUUUAAGCAGAGUGACUACGACAGAUUGGAAGAAGAACCUACAGAUGAAGAACUGGACAUGCUCGAUCUGGCUUUUGGAAGAUCACCCACGUAAGUAUUUUAAACAUUCAAGAGUUGCUUUAAUAAUAGCUUAUAAAUAUAAAAUGAUGCCCAAUUUCAAGAAAAUAUACUCUUACUCAAAAAUUAACUUUUUCUGUCAAAUAAUCUGCUUUGGCAUAACAAAUUUGAAAUUGAUAAUGUCAAAGAAGUAGGUAUCUUAUAAUCUGAAAUGCCCUGCAAUUAGGCAUUGUCCAAAAAAAAGCUGACGUUACCUUCAAAUAAUUUCAGUGUCAGAUAUACUAGUAUUUUACAAAUCAGAAUUUGUUUGGACACUUUCACUAAAACUCCAGGUAGUAACGUGUUCGGUAUGUUCAGUAAGGUUUUUGUAGGUUUUUAAUUCAAUUUUUAACAGUGUAAUCAUGCAUUGUAUCAUCAUCAAACUGAUUUAACCUAUCUUAUGUUGAAAUUUUUCUCCGUUGUGUGU
Molecule: messenger RNA, 723 nt
Organism: Centruroides sculpturatus (bark scorpion)
Lineage: Eukaryota; Metazoa; Arthropoda; Arachnida; Scorpiones; Buthidae
Product: adrenodoxin-like
Exons: 3
Coding region: 16-294 (92 amino acids)
Biological process (GO): positive regulation of oxidoreductase activity; P450-containing electron transport chain
Cellular component (GO): mitochondrion
Molecular function (GO): 2 iron, 2 sulfur cluster binding
Source: RefSeq, a predicted model, not a curated record